CGUCGGCGUGAACGGCCGACGUCACAUCCGCUCACCAAUUCGGACGCGGGAGCCCGCGCGAUGAAGAGCGCGUUUGUGACUGUGGGGACCACCAGCUUCGACGACCUCAUUGCGUGUGUGGCCGCCGAAGACAGCCUUCGGGUAUAAGGAUUCUUUGAAAGAAGAUCUUCAGCAAGCAGACCUUGUCAUCAGCCACGCAGGUGCAGGAAGCUGUUUGGAGAGUUUGGAAAAAGGCAAGCCACUUGUGGUGGUUGUAAAUGAAAAGUUAAUGAACAAUCAUCAAUUGGAGUUGGCAAAGCAGUUGCACAAAGAAGGACAUCUCUUCUAUUGUACCUGCAGGGUCCUGUCUUGUCCUGCGCCAGUCAGCCUCUUGCUUCUGCUUCUGGGAAGUGCCAAGAUUCUGCAGCCCUGCCUCAACUGCCUUCUGCCUAGACCUUGAGCUGUUUGAGAUACCUGCCUACACCAGCUCCAGUACUUGCCGCCACUGCCUGUUCCUCCCUGCAUUCUGUGUUUUCUUCUUUUUCACCCCUCUGUUCCUUUCUCCUCACCCCAUGCACAAUGCAUAAAGGAUGGAAAAAGUACUGCGGCCAGAAGUCUUUGAAUGAGGCAUCAAUGGAUGAAUAUUUAGGCAGUUUAGGGCUGUUUCGAAAGGUGAUUGCCAAGGAUGCCUCUUGCCUUUUUCGGGCUAUUUCCGAGCAGUUGUUUUACAGCCAGAUCCAUCAUUUGCACAUCAGGAGAGUUUGUGUCUCAUAUAUGAAGGAAAAUCAACAAGCUUUUGAGUCUUAUGUGGAAGGAUCUUUCGAGAAAUAUCUGGAACGGUUGGGGGAUCCUAAAGAGAGUGCUGGCCAGCUGGAACUAAGAGCUCUUUCUCUAAUUUAUAAUCGAGAUUUCAUUCUUUAUCGAUAUCCUGGAAAGCCACCAACACAUGUCACAGAUAAUGGCUUUGAAGACAAGAUUCUUCUCUGUUACUCAAAUAAUGGCCAUUAUGAUUCUGUGUACUCAAAAGAAUUUCAAUCAACUGCAGGAAUUUGCCAAGCUAUAUUAUAUGAAAUUCUUUAUAAAGAUGUAUUUGUUGUGGAUGAAGAAACAUUGAAAACUGCAGUUAGUUUGUUUCGAAGUGGUUCCAGGAGAAACAGAAACAACGCUUUGACUGGCAUUGUGGAAGGCAGCACUGAUCAGAAGAGCUCAACUCAGGAUAGAAUCGAAGAGUUGGGUGCCUGCUCCAGUGUCGAAGGUACACCAGAAGGCAGUAAGCAAGGAACAGAAGAACUAAAGUUUCCAGAAAAUCCAUCGAAGAUGCUCUUUCCUUAUAAAGUGCUGAAAGCUCUGGAUCCAGAAAUCUAUCGCAAUAUAGAAUUUGAUGCUUGGUUGGACGGUAGAAAAGAACUUCAGAAAUCAGAGUGUAUGGAGUAUGCUGGAAGACAUUACUAUUUAGGGGACAAGUGUCAGGUUUGCUUGGAGCCAGAUGGAAAAUAUUAUAAUGCUCAUAUUCAAGAAAUUGAAAAUGAUAAAAACUCAGUAAUAGUUUUCAUUGAAGAAUUGGCAGAAAGGCAUACAAUUCCGCUGGCUAAUGUAAAACCAGUCAACCAAGUGGCACUUCUUCCUUCCUGGAAUACUAUGCCAACUCGUAAAGGAAGAGGAGGUUACCAGGCUAUACGUGGAGGCUAUUUCCCGGAAAUGGUUAUGACAGAGAUGACCAUGAAGCAACGGAAGAAGAUGUUCAAAAAAGUUCGAGGGAAAGAGGUUUAUAUGACCAUGGCUUAUAGCAGAGGAGACCCACUUGUCCCACCCAGGAUUCAGCACAAUAUGCAUUUUGGGCAUGAUCCAUUAUUGUACUACUCACAGACAGCUGGCCAUAUUAUGUCUAGUGAACAUUUCCACCCUCAGCAUUCAUCUCAAAGACAAGGUCGGGGAUAUGGGAUGCCCAGGGAUUCGUCUCACUUAAUAAACAGGCAAAACAUGCCAAAUCCUAAAGUUGGGUUUUACCCUGGCCCAGGUAGAAGGUGCUGCCAGAGCUAUGAUAAUGUCUCCUAUAGGUCUCGAUCUUUUAGGCGUAGCCACCGUCAGAUGCAUUGCAUGAAUAAGGAAUGCCAGUAUGGUUUUGCUCCAGAGAAUGGAGUAGAAGAAACUGUUACAUUUUAUGCACUUGAAGAAGGGAAUGAGACUGCUUAUUCAACUUUACCUAACAAUGGUGUUCCCCCUACAAUGGUUCCUGUUACUUCAGGAUACUGUGUUGCAAGUCAGGGCUAUAACUCAUGUAAACCAACUUUGAAUUCAGAAGACAGCAAUGACCAGUGUGAGAAUGGAGGAUAUGGAGAUUAUCUUUAUUCUUCAGAUCAAGGCUAUGAAACUUCAAGUGUAUAUACAACAACUGUAUCUACAGCAAACCUGUCUCUUCAGGACAGUGGACCAUGUUCUGUGCCUCAAGACACAGUUACCUCAUACAACUAUCCCCAGAAGAUGUUAGAAAAUUCUACAGCAAUUAGAGUUUCCUGGGCCAGCCAUGUUCCAGUUCCAGUCUUACCUAACUGUGCAGCAGGAGAUAAUCAAACUAUUAGUACCUCUGAUGUUUCCUCACAGAAUGCCAUACAGCCUGUCUUUGUACCUCCACCUGCACAAGACAGUCAAGCCUAUCUUCAGCCUCCAGGAGCAGCAGCAGCAGCAGUAGCAGUGGCAGCACCACUACCACCGCCUCCUCCUCCACUUCCUCCUCCUCCAGCUCCUCUUGAAGCAGGAGAUGCAUCAGGCUUGUCUCUACCCCCACCACUGCCACCUUAUUCCUGUGAUCCAAGUGGAAGUGAUCUGCCCCAAGAUACAAAAGUUUUGCAGUACUAUUUCAAUCUGGGAUUGCAGUGCUAUCAUCACAACUACUUGCACUCCAUGGUCUAUGUGCCACAUGGGCAGCAGCAGCAGCAGCCGCCACAGCAACAACAACAGCAGCAGCAGCAGCAGCAACAACAGCUUAAUGGAGAGAGUUAUUCAGAUUGUACUGAGCAACCUCUUGUAGACCAAAGUGCUCCUCAUUUUUACAGUGAUGUAGUGAGAGCAGAUGACACACAGGCAGAAGUAUCAACAAAUGAUACUUUUCCCAUUGCUGAUGCUGUACCUGUCCCUCAUGGAGCAGUCUAUUAUCCAAUAAUGUCAGAUCCCUAUGGGUCACCUUUGCCAGGUUUUGAUUCCUGCAUUCCUGUUGCAUCAGAUUAUCCCAAUGUUGGCAUGUGGCAUCCAGUUGGCGCAGCAUAUGGUGGUUCUGCCCAAAUCCAUGGUGCUAUAAAUUCUGGGCCAGUUGGCUAUAUGCUUCUACCUAAUUCACCUCAUUAUACACCUCAGAAUUAAGAUUUGGCAAUAUAAAAUAUUCUUUGCUGCCAUUUUUACUUUUAUGGUUGAUAAAUGUCUUAUUCUUAAGUGGUUUAGGUGGUACGAAUGUUCACUAUUGUAUGUCUUUAAAAUUACUUUACUUUUGAAGUAAACUAUUUCUUUAAAACAAGGGCAUAUCACUUAUGUUAUGAAUAAGAAAAUUGCAAUGAAUGUAAUGGUCCCUAUAAUGAGCAAGUUCAUUGUAGGCAGUUUUCUGUUAGCCAGCUUGUGAACAUUGUACUAACUGAUGGUGCCAACUGAUAAAAGAAGGAAAACAUACAAGCUGUUUUCUUAUAAUAUAAUGCAUAUUAAUCAACUAUUUAAAAUUAAUAUGAUUUCCACUUUUCAAGAAAUUUAAGAGAGGGAAAGUUAUGCUCCUAGCUAUUUGUUUAUAUUAAAUGAGACUUCAGGUUUAAGAAUUGUCAGAACUGAAUUGCAGUCUGAUAUUUAGUUUUGAAGUUACAUGGUGUUCUGCUUUACAUUUGCCACAUAUGGUAUUGUUUAAUACUGGAUUCACAUAAGUGUCCUGCUGCACAGUAUUAUAGUGUCCUUUGCACAAUUUGCAGUAAAUAAAAACUAGCAUUUAAAAUUGCCAAAA
Messenger RNA from Peromyscus maniculatus bairdii (prairie deer mouse), 3955 nucleotides. NCBI's taxonomy places the organism in Eukaryota, Metazoa, Chordata, Mammalia, Rodentia, Cricetidae. The record is from RefSeq and is a predicted model, not a curated record.